UCUGCUCGCUCUGGUGGAGAGGGAGAGUUGUGUGUGUCCCGGUGCACGGUUAUUGUUGGAGGCGGGUUUGUGGCCGACGCCGCUCGGGUCGAGGGUUCGCGAUCGCCGGCUGGGCGCAGCGGGAGUGCGGCCCGGGGCGGUGACCGUGCGGCCAGGUGAGCCGGUGCCGGUGAGAGUGUGUCCCCGGCUCGGGGGGUGCAGCAUGCCCGCGGCGGGCCCCCCGCACCAGCUCGCAUCAUGAGGAGCGCAGCGCUGCUGCUGCUGGCUCUGCAAUGGCUGUGGAGCGCGGCUUUGGCGUCGGCCAGAUCCGACUCGGAGUCAGCGGAGGACGAGGAGACCGUGGCCGAGAUAGAGGUGGUUCAGUACCGAGGGAACGGCGUGGUGCCCAACAACAGCACCCUCCUCCUGCACGGACACUUCGCCGGAGCUGGCAUGAGAGUGGCAGCAGAGGGCAAACUGCUGCAGUUUCACCCUCUGUGGCUGUGUAACACCAGUGAAGACGAGCAGCAAGACUAUGGCUUUGUCAGUAUGGUCAAACUGGAGCGUCCUGACCGAGACCCACAUCCCUGUCUCUCCCUCUUCAACAAGGCCAAGUUUGCUAUUCAGAGAGGUGCCACUGCAGUGAUAUUUGAUGUAACAGAUGAUGCAAGUGCUGCCGGUCAGCUGAAGCAGAAUCAAGAGGAUCUUUUGCCUUGUCCAGUUAUCCUGAUCCAAGGCCAUGAUGCUACCCAACUGAUGAAGGUCAUCAACACCAAUGGUGAAGCAAUAGUCAGGAUUCAUGUCAAGAGUGACAGACUGGGUCGGCCAGCCUACGAUGUGGGGAUCCUCAUGACUCUGAUUGUGGCUUUCUCAGUUGUUGUCAUGAUCCUGGCGGUGAGAAUCAAAUGCAAGCAGAACCGGACUCGGAAUUCCCUGCAGCAGCAGACUAUCAAUGCAAUCAGCCAGCUCGCCACACGACGUUAUCAAUCAAGGUGUCAGGCUCAGAGUCAUGAGCAUCAGAACAGCUUGGAUUCACAGAGUAGCAAUGUGUCAGAGCCAGUGUGUGCUAUCUGUCUGGAGGAGUUUGCUGAUGGGCAGGAUCUACGGAUAAUUUCUUGUUUUCAUGAAUUCCACAAGGAAUGUAUAGAUCCCUGGCUUCUUCAGCAUCGCACCUGCCCUCUCUGCAUGUACAAUAUCAUUGAGGGUAGUGCUUCAAUUCCGCAACUGGAACCUCAAGACCAAGCCAAUCCAGCUGCUCAACUAAACCAGCGUAUCCAUUUGCUCAGGCGUUACCCUGGUCAUGCGCAUCUUCACAGGCCAGACACUGCCAUUCCUUCCAGGCCUUCUCGCUUGAACAAUCCCAGAACUCCAGGAAUGCAAAUUGCACCCCCUGGCCAUUACUUUGUUGCUCCUGAAGUCUAUCGUGCAGGGUUCAACACCAUGAGAUAUGUGGCCACAAGGCCCCAACAAUCUUCAAACUUGCAUAGGUGUAACUAUCGUCAUGCUGAUGGCCAAGGAGUUUUCUACAGACACCACAGACCCUUUACUGUCCGAAAAGGCCCACCAUGGCCAGACCAAGUUCUUCACCACCCAUGUCUGCAUAAACCUCCCUGCUGGCCGCAGCACCUUUCAGCAUACAAUGCCCCCCUAUCCUCACAUCACUUAACGCCCAACUGUGCUCCUGAUCAUUCACAGAUCACCAGCAACCAUGACAACCACAGCUACUCAGGGGACAGUUUUGGUAUUAACUGUUCAGUGAGAAGUGGAUACCUGGCUGACAGCCCAGGUAGUGAUUCCAGCUCAGGUCCUUGCCACUGCUCCUCCAGUGAUUCAACACUGGACUGUACAGACAUCAGUAACCAUUGUACCUAUGGGAGCCAAUCAACCUUCCGUAGCUCUCUGAGCAGUGAGUAUGAUCCCCUUGUGUACUGUGGGGCGGGUGGGGAAACUAUGAAGAGUUCAACCUUUGAAGUAGAGAGACCCAGGUCAAUGGACUCAGUUAAUGGUCCUCUGGAAGACAAUGUGUUUAGCCACACUCACUAUCACCAUCAUCGGCACCACCACUAUGGCGACGCUGACCCAAGUCCCGAAGGAGUGCAAUGUAUGAACCCUGGCUGGAACUCAGCAGAGAAGCAGGAUAGCACACAGUCGGAGGAGUUCAUGAAUGAUAAACGACACUGCCAGCCUGAGGCAGAGUUCAGCUGUCAGUCCCAGUGCGCCGCUCAUCCUGUCCAGUGCCCCUGCUUGGAGCAGCACCUGUUACUUCCCACUGGACUCUGCCUUCCUGAAACAUCCCUGAAAACUAUGGAUGUGGAAAGGAGACAGAGUGAGGCAGUUUGUGCCAAACCAGACCAAGUGCCUUCAGAAAAUAAAUCCAAUCGGACCAGUAACAGGAGGCGGCGAAGGAGGAGGAAAAGAAGUUUCCAGAUGAAUCAACCAAUGGUUUACUUCCAUCAGGACUACAAUGCUCUGGAGGACUGUCGAGUACAUAUUCAUUAUGGGAACCGUGGACGGCAGGGCCACCUUCCAAAUGUUCAGCCGUCAGUGCCAAUCCCUUUAAUCCUAAACAAUGGAGCCUCGAAUGAAUGGAGUUUCCCAUUUUGUGAGUGUCCUAGCUCCCUCUGUCAGCAACGCCUAUGUCAGGUUGGUUCUGAGCCACAGCUGGCAGAAGAGCAGCACAUGAACAACAAUGAGCCACGACACACAUUUCAAGAGAGCUGUACUGAAGUGUAUUGUGAUGGAGUACAAGAUGAGUCCUUCCACUGCCAGACAAUCCCUCACAAUCCAGGUUCAGAAUCUAACGUGGGAGAGAUCGGUGAAGAAGCGGUGUAGCUAACUGAAGAAACAAAGCAAGUCUGAAGAAGUGGUAUAGCUGGCAGAAUGAAGGGCCCAGAAGUGAGGAAACAGUGAAGCCAGUAGGAUGUAGGGAGUAGGUGUGAAGAAGCACUGAAGCUGGUGGGAUGAUGGGGUGGUGGUGAAGAAACCAAGUAGCCGGUAGGGUAAUGCAGAAAGUGUCAACAUGCCAUGUAGCUGGUGAGAUGAGGUGUUCAGAUGGAAUGGCACAAUAGAGUUGAAUGGAAGAUGGAGCAACAUGACAAAGAACAAAUUAUUUCAAAGCUUGGAACACUCAGUCCAGGAACAUGAAUCUUCAGAAGCAGCUCUUCAUGGUAUUGGUGCUUAUUAUUCAUUGCCAACUAUCUACUUCACCAGAGACAUGGGGGUAUCUGUAGCCUUCCAUUUGACUGGAGAAUUGAAGGGCUUAUUGAAGGGUCUAUUCCAAGUUGUCUUUGUCUUCCAAAAUAGCCCAAGGUAUAGCAAACUUCCAGAACUUGUGACUCGACCCUGACUGUCAGAUAGUAGAAGCACUUAAAAACAAAUGUAGCCUUAUGGGACCUUGUAUUUACCAAGGUUUCUCAGUAUAUUUUGGGUACUUUGAAUUAAGAGAAAAACUUUUUAAAGCGUUGUAUUAUAUUUGUAUAGAAAGACAUUUCAUUAUGGUAAUAUGUUCUUAAUAUAUUUAUUUACUAAUAUAUUUAUCCUCUGUAAUGUAAAGUGCCUUAUAAAU
Molecule: messenger RNA, 3544 nt
Organism: Hemiscyllium ocellatum (epaulette shark)
Lineage: Eukaryota; Metazoa; Chordata; Chondrichthyes; Orectolobiformes; Hemiscylliidae
Product: E3 ubiquitin-protein ligase RNF43
Exons: 9
Coding region: 238-2811 (857 amino acids)
Biological process (GO): ubiquitin-dependent protein catabolic process; Wnt receptor catabolic process
Molecular function (GO): ubiquitin protein ligase activity; frizzled binding
Source: RefSeq, a predicted model, not a curated record